AUGGCCCAACAACAACCACUACCCCUACAACCAUGGCCUCCAACUACAACAACAACUACCCCAACUAAAACAACCACGACCCCAACUUUAACAACCACUACCCCAACUACAACAACCACUACCCCUGCAACAACAACCACUAUUCCAACUACAACAACCACUACCCUAACUGCAACAACCACUACCCCUGCAACAACAACCACUACUCCAACUACAACAACAACUUCCCCAACAACAACAACCACUGACCAAACAACAACAACCACUACACCAACUACCACUACUCCAACUACAACAACCACCACGACAACUACAACAACCACUACCCCAACUACAACAACCACUGCCCCAACUACAGGAACAACUGCCCCAACUGCUGCUGCCACAACCACAACUACUACUGCCAGUGAUGCCUGUUGUGUCAGAAUGGGAAUGCUGCAUCUGCUGAUUGGACUCUUCAUUUUCAUACUAUUUUAGAUUUCAGAACAAAAGUGGAUGAACCUUUGAAUCCACUGGAAGGACUCUGAGAGAAGCCUUAGCAGUCUUUGGUGUACUUGCUGCCAUCUUUGAUUAUAAAAUUCCUAUUUAGUCCAAAGGGGAUAGGGUCUGGGUGAAGUUAAAGUGAGCUAAGUCAGCACCAAUGAUAUAGACAGAUGCAUACAAAACUUUAACUUUUGUUCAAUUUAUUAGCCUUAAUUUAAGUGAAACAUAAAUUGCCUCACGGAAACAUACUCACUUGAGAUUUCAUUACAAAUCUGUGUUUAUUUUUUGAAGUGGACUGAAUGCUGUUAAACAUGUGAUCUUAUUUAACUUUUUUUGGCAACUUGUACAACUAUGAUACCUUAUUUAAAAAUGUUAUAUUAUUAAAUUGUGGCAUAAAUGAAAGUCAAACUUCAGGAAAUGUGUUCAAUAAAUUAACCAUUUAAAAAAUGUACAGCUUUAUUUCAUGCUUCAAGUGAAAGUUUUUCUAAAUUUUUUCAAUAUUUAAUAUUAUUUUAAUCUCAUAUAUUUAUGCCAAUUUGAAUCAGUACAGGAGCGAGAUGACAAUCAAAUAAAUUCCAUUGUUUCUUUUAAUGCUCUUAAUUCAUUUAUUAAUUUAUUACUUUUCUUCAGACGUUUUCCUGAAAAUGUAGGAAAAAACUUGUUGUGGUUACUCUUUUGUAUAUGACACAAAUUUCUUUCACAUUAGAUUAAGGCCACAAAAGAUGGGAAUGAUGAUAAAUGUGUGUUAUUACACAAAAGAAGAAAAAUAUUUACUGCAUUAUAUGUUGUAAUCAUU
Pleuronectes platessa (European plaice) is the source of this 1279-nucleotide messenger RNA. RefSeq names its product integumentary mucin C.1. The record is from RefSeq and is a predicted model, not a curated record. Bases 1 to 477 code for a protein of 158 amino acids. NCBI's taxonomy places the organism in Eukaryota, Metazoa, Chordata, Actinopteri, Pleuronectiformes, Pleuronectidae. The transcript is spliced from 3 exons.